UCUUAGAGGCUCUUGGUACAUCCCGGGUAUGAGCCAGGUUGAUCAACCUGAUAAGCCAGAAGCCACCAAGAACAAAGAGGCCAAAGAACAGAAAAGCAAGAGGAAAGUGAAAUCAGGCUAUACUAACACUAUGGACAUCAUGAAUGUGGACAUUGUAGCAAAACAGGCUUCAAAACAUAGGACAGAACCAGUACAGACUUCUAGGAUGGAUGAUGCAUUACGGAGUGCAAAUGAAGAUGAGGCCCUAGACAGAUCAACAAGCAAUACUCAGAACAACCAACCCGAUGAGUCGGAACCUAACAGGAGAGAGGAGGAGAAGGAUGAGGCAAAGGCACAGAAAACCAGCAAGAGGAAAUCAAUGGCAGGUGAUGAUGAUGAUGUUCCUGAUGGCAAGCCAAGCAAGGUGGCCAGGGCUGAUGUUGAACCUGUUCCAGAAGUACCAGAGAGGAGAGGAAGAAGGUCUAAAGCAGUCAGCUAUAAGGAACCAAGCAUCAAUAGCAAGCUUCGUCAAGGGGAUCCUAACACAUUCACUGUCUAUAAGGGGCUGCCUGGAAAGACCUCCAAAAAGGAUAAAUCCAGAGCCCCUCUGGGCAACAUCACAAACUAAAGGAAGUCCUGGCCUGGAGUCCCCCGACAGGCCACCCUCCCCCCCCCCCUCCCCCUCCUCCCUGGCCUGGAUUUGGAGUCACCCUGCACCUUUCAGGAGUUAUGUACAUGAGGAUGUAUCACCAUACAUACAGGAGUUACAUGGAGAAUGCGCAGGCAGAUUAGCAAGCUCUCUUGGUCUCCCCUCCAUAUGACAGUGCACCACUGCAGAAAUUGAAGCUAGUAUUGAAUUCAUAGAGUCAAGACAGACGUGUCAGAGGUUAUUCUGGAUAGAUAAGUGGGUCUUUGAAGUUUCAAGUUUGUUUGAUGGUCAUGCCUAUAAUUGAAAGUCAGCUAGGGGGGUGUUUCAAAAAGAUCCUAAGUUGGACCUAACAAUUAUAUGAAAGCCGUUAGCAUCUUUGAAAUUAUUUUGUAAAAGUUAUU
Molecule: messenger RNA, 1029 nt
Organism: Strongylocentrotus purpuratus (purple sea urchin)
Lineage: Eukaryota; Metazoa; Echinodermata; Echinoidea; Camarodonta; Strongylocentrotidae
Exons: 3
Coding region: 29-607 (192 amino acids)
Biological process (GO): meiotic chromosome segregation
Cellular component (GO): chromosome, centromeric region; nucleus
Source: RefSeq, a predicted model, not a curated record